This is a messenger RNA of Leptinotarsa decemlineata (Colorado potato beetle), 3142 nucleotides long. RefSeq names its product Chitin and LDLR binding deacetylase 3 (gene ChLD3). The record is from RefSeq and is a predicted model, not a curated record. Gene Ontology annotation, biological process: carbohydrate metabolic process. Gene Ontology annotation, molecular function: protein binding; hydrolase activity, acting on carbon-nitrogen (but not peptide) bonds; chitin binding. Gene Ontology annotation, cellular component: extracellular region. Lineage: Eukaryota; Metazoa; Arthropoda; Insecta; Coleoptera; Chrysomelidae.
ACGAGUGCAGCAAAACUGUUGAAUUCGGUUUAAAUCUAGUUCUUUGAUGGCUAGUUUCAUUUCUUUUUCCGCUCCGUAGAGGUUUGAUCCAUUAUCAGAGUGUAUUUCUGAUGGAUUACCUCUUCUACAAAUAAAUCUAUGAAUUGACAUGAUGGCAGAAUCCGUAGUAAGGGAAGAAGCCAGUUCUAGAUGAAUUGCCCUCGUUGACAUACAGGUGAAGAUAACCGUAUCUUUUUUCCUUCCUUCUAUCAAUUGUGACUGUCAUGGGGCCAAAAUAAUCCAUACCUGUAAUCAAGAAUGGUCUGCAUUGUUGUACUAUCCUAAAGUCUGGAAUUAGUCCCAUCUGCUGAGUUUCAACCCUGGCGUUUUUCUUUUUACAUAUAAUGCAGGAUGAUAUACAAGCUUUUACUGCUCAUCUCACGUUGAUUAUCCAAAAUCUUUUCCUUAAAUGGUUUAUGAUUUGUUAUUUUCCCUGAUGAUGAUUCAGUUUAUGAUAAUGCCUCGUAUUAAUAUGUAGGUGUUGUCCUUCAUCCAAUCGUCCACUUAGUCUCAAAAUAUUGUCUUGGCCGAUAAAUACAUUCAAAUUUCGAAGACGACUUUGUUUUCGAUAACACUGCAGCCAUGUCAAUAUAACCUUUGCCCCGAAAAUAAGAUAAAUAAAAAACCAUACAUUUACUUCAUUAGUUUUCCAUUACAGAAAUAUUUCUCUCAGCGUAUCUUUUGUUUCGAAUGAAGUUUCAAAUGUCUAGUAUGAUAUUUGAGAUUCGAUUAAACGUUUCAGAGAACCACAAAAUAGAUUACCAAAGUUUUUAAUGGUGUUAGUGUUUGUGGAUUUUGAUGUUGCCAUUAAUUUUCUAUUGCAAGACUUGUUACUGGCAAAUAAGGAUAGUGUUCGACUGAAGUAGUUUGCAGCCCGUUAUCGACUUGUACUGGAAGUUUGUCCCGUCGAUCAUUCUAGAAAUUCUCCACUUCAUUUUAUGUUUCAAAUUUUGUAAGGAGGACAUUCCCAAAGCUCGAAAAACAAACGUGAAAUUUAUUAGAGGAUUGUUAAAAUGCUCUAGAAAAUAAUGAAAAAAAUCAGCUAGCUGUAAGUCAAGGGAAAAGUCGUCAGCUGAUAAGAUUCAGUAGGUGACAGAUGUUGAGGAACCAGCUGAUAAACUUUCCACUGAGAUACAGCAAGGUAAAGUUGAGAGGAAAACAUUGAAAAUAUAAUUUUUUUUUCAUGUUCAAACAGUUUCAUGUUCAUGUGCAGCUGAAUUUAUUUCUCCUUCAAGAUAUUGGGUGAACUAUAAUCCGACAAAUUUCAAAAUGGGGGGAAAUGAAUGAAAAAACUUUUUUCUUCUUCAUACUUGGGACGCUGCCAUUUCCCGCCCCACCCACUUCUUUUUAUGUUUCAAAUUUUGUAAGGAGGACAUUCCCAAAGCUCGAAAAACAAACUUCCUCUACAAAAAAAUUACUUUUUGGUACUCCGAAGUGUUUUUUAAACACAGUAGUGCCUCCGUAUUUUUGACUACACGAAUAACUCGCUUUGUCAGUUUUGCACGUGCAAUUCUCUCUUUCAAACCGUUCGGAUCGAAACGAAGACAUUUCAAGAAUCAUUUGAAUCGCCAUCAACGUACGUGUGUGUACCAGCAGUCCGUUUGUUGUGUUCUCUCGUCACUUUAAUUAUUACCAUAAUGCCGAGAAAGUUUUCUACCGGCGGCGACAUUUGGAAAAGAAAAAACUCGAUCUUCGGUAUUAUACUUUUGGUCGAUAUCUGCCAUAAACAAAAGAGAAAUGCGUGCGCGGAGUUUUGCAAAACUUUUGUGGGUGUAUUUGUAUGCACAUGAAAUUGCAGGUUUACAAACGAAUAAAGUAAAAUGUCUCGAAAACGGUCGUUUCUACAGAGAUCCGGAACGACCAGCGCAUAAAAUGUGGACCAUGGAUGAAUGUUCUAGAUACUUUCUUUGUUUAGAGGGAGAAGUUUUCGAUUUUCGAUGUUCCGUUGACUUGCUCUUCGACGUGGACAGGCAAAUAUGUGAUUUCAAAGUCAAUGUAGACAACUGUGACAUUACAGCAGAAACCACAUUUCUUAAGCCAAUGCUCGACAAAGCAAAAUGUUCAGACCAGUACCACUUGGGAUGCGCCGAUGGUACUUGUCUACCACAAGAGUACUUCUGCGAUGGAUCCCUCGAUUGUCCGGAUGGAAGCGAUGAAGGGCUUUGUGACCUCAAACAUGACCCUAAUGGGGCUUCGCCCUGUGACCCAAGAACUUGUCUGCUCCCCAGUUGCUACUGCUCGGAAAACGGAACCCAAGUGCCAGGAAAUCUACCUCCGUCGAUGAUCCCGCAAAUGGUUCUUCUCACGUUCGACGACGCAGUGAACGAUGAUAACUGGGACCUCUACGCCAAGGAGCUCUUUCCGAAUUUCCGCAAGAACCCCAACAAGUGUCCCGUUAGAGCGACCUUCUUCGUGAGUCACCAGUACAACAAUUACCAGUGCACGCAGCAACUCUGGAAUGACGGCCAUGAGAUAGCUGUUCAUUCAAUUACAUAUUGGAAAAUCAAAAUAUCGUAUCCCGAGGUGUGGGAGCUGCCUCUGAACCCGAUGGAAGUGAAGGGUUACACUUGUUCCAUGGUGGAUGCGUGUCCUUCCAAUUUAUCAGCCAUCGAAGUCUACGAAAUGCUCACUCACAACUUCAAAAGACACUAUCUCAGCAACAGGGCUCCCUUCGGACUUCACUUUCACUCCUCUUGGUUCAAGAAUCCUGAAUAUCUUGCAGCAUUUCAGAAAUUCUUGACGGAAACCCUGAGACACCCAGACGUAUGGUUUGUGACCAAUAACCAAGCCAUCGAGUGGAUGAAACGGCCGACAAGUCUGAACCAGUUGCAUACUUUCGAGCCGUGGAAUUGUAAAAAACAUUUCGAGAAGGCGGAAAUAGCUUGCAACUCGCCCAAUAUCUGCCAGCUCCACAGCAGAGUAUUUCAACAGAACAGAUAUCUCAGAACCUGCUCCGAUUGCCCUCAGAAGUAUCCAUGGAUCAGGAAUGAGUUUGGUUUCGACUGAAGAAAAACCAAAUAUUGAUCAUCAGAAAAAUCAUUCCGUUAGGUUGUAGUUAUUUAUUUGCCUUGUUAGUACUAAAUAAAACAACUGAUUAUGUAAU